AUGAAAUCGUCGCUCUUGGCUUUGCUGCUUGUCGCUCUCUGCCAAUCGUCAACGGCGAUUGUGCUGUCGCCUGGAGGCAAGUGCCGCGUUCUGGGUUUCUUUCCGACCGAGACAACCCCCGAAGACCCCGCACCCUUCACUCGAUGGACUCAAAAAGAAGUUAAACGUGUCAGCCGCUCGAUGAUGGCGGCUGCAAAGCUGGCUUUGGAACACUUUCAUGCUCGUGAUACAACUCUUGUGAAGGAGUUGGCUGAUCUUCCCAAGGAAUGCAAUGUCGAGCUCGACUUGGAUGUCAUUGCAGAUCACCUCACUACGAAACGAGCAGGACAAAUCAUGGUUGAAGAAGCCAGUGAACUAUGUGCUUUUCUUGGCACUUACGAUCCAGACGUAGCCAGGGCCAUGCAACCCACCAGUGUCGCUUUGGAUCUACCUCAGGUAAUCUUCUACACGCUUGACCAGUUUCUCACAAGCAGCAUACGCCCCUCUGCAAUUGGCCUUCCCCCCACCGUUCUUCCCCAUACUCGAGGCCUUGCGGAGUACCUCAAUGCCGGGCAGGUCAUUGCCCCCCAGGAUGCUGCCCAGAAGUUUGGAAUGAAAUCCGAAAAAUAUCAAGAUGACCAUCUCGGAAUCAUCCCUACUAUGACUCCCGAAGAGUUGCAGCGCAAGGUUUUGAAAGAAGUGCAUGACUCCGGGGUCAAGACAAUCUUCUUGAACAAGAUCGAUUCAAGGUCACUCAAUUUGACUGCGCACAUUCUCGCAGACUAUGGUAUGAGAAGACGUGUCCGUGGUGUCUGA
Messenger RNA from Seminavis robusta, 795 nucleotides. Lineage: Eukaryota; Bacillariophyta; Bacillariophyceae; Naviculales; Naviculaceae. The record is from the annotation of a GenBank genome assembly.